AUGCAACCCCCACUCUUCAAUUUGAGCGUUGCGCCUGUCAUGGACCACACCGCCGUUGCCGUUGCUGCCAUCCUGGAAGGCGAUAACUCGACGCGGUGCGAGGCCUGCAAGUCUUGCGGAGCGAUUCUUGAGCUGGACGGGUGCGGACAUCGGUUCCAUCCGCGCUGCAUCUUCGCGUGGCCGGCGACGCACUGCGAGGUAUGCGACGAGCCCGUGGGCAACGUGCUCGUAUUCCGCGAGACCAAGAACAGCUCGAACUCGAAUGCGCGCAAGGGCAAGUGGAGUAUAGAUGAGCACAAGUACGCCAACCUCUUGAUGAAGCAAUUCAAGCUGGGCGCUCUGCCGCUCGCGGACGGCUUGCAUCUACGUGUGUUCAUGGCCAACAUGCUGCAGUGCGACCCGCUACGUGUGACCAAAAAGUAUACGGGUCAGGCCAUCGGCAAACAGAACUUCUUCUACCAACGUGGAAAGAACUACUGCUAUAAUUUGCACGUGAAACUCCAGAAACAGUUUUCCAACCUACGCAACCACUACUACUGGCAUGUCCAAUACCGCUGCAAAUUCGGGCCCAACCUUAACAUUCAGGAGCUUAAAGCUGCUGAGGCGGACUACUGGAUCGGCGAGUUCUGCAAGUUCGCCAAGAGAAUUGGGCAGAAAGUCAAAUUUACCUUUGUGGGAGCCCAAGCCUCUUUGAGUGAGGGCAAGAGCGCCAUCGCUCAGCGUCCAGCCUUAGAGGUUACCCCCAAGUCAGUCGUGCUGCCCUCGGUCUCCGGCCUCGUCACGCUUGUGCCCGUCGUGAAACUCGAGCACAACACGACAUCAGUCGAGAAAGGAGGAGAGGACGACAACGCACCGUCCAUGAAGGAUGGAGUCAGCUUAAUGCUGGGGUUUGCGUCAACGAUGGAUCAAUCACCUUCUCCUUUAGGUGCAGACGAGUGGAACCACCCAUCCGCCUCUAUGGAUCUGACUCUGACUGGCCUAUCGCAAGAAGAGUUGUCCAGUGGAGACUUCACAUUCAAGCCAUGCACUCAAGAGAUCCUGAAGAAGUGCCACUGGAUGAACGACUGGAUGAAGGAAGCAGAACUCGAAUGGAGCAAGGGUGCUAUCUCCUGGUCGCUGUCUCUUUCCACCGAGCCACUAGCAGACUUUGCGUAG
Phytophthora infestans T30-4 is the source of this 1155-nucleotide messenger RNA. RefSeq lists its product as uncharacterized. The coding region runs from base 1 to 1155 and encodes 384 amino acids. NCBI's taxonomy places the organism in Eukaryota, Oomycota, Peronosporomycetes, Peronosporales, Peronosporaceae. The record is from RefSeq and is a predicted model, not a curated record. The transcript has a single exon.